AUGGAAGUAAAGGGGACAUCAGGUAGAAGCUUUUGCUGUGAGUCAGAAGGACAAUUUAAAAGUUGCCUAAAGAGGCACACACCAUCUCUGUUGCUGCCUUCCAGUUGGAAAGGAAACUCAGGUUCUUGCCUAAUGGCCGAAGCCCUUCACAGAAUGUCCCCCACCCCUACCAGCUGCCCACUGCCCCUCCCCCUCUGCAGAAUGUCUGGGGUCCUAUGUUCAAACCUGUUUACUUUCAAAUUUUACCUGCUCCAGUUGGACUCAGGAGCAUCUGCUGAGCCAGGUCACUCUCUGGGUCUUACCCUUGACUUUUCUCAUUGCGGAAACUGCCAGACAGCGGUUGUCAGUGCCCAGCCUGAGGGGAUGGCUUCAAAUGGAGGUGAGCCCGUAGGGAUGAGGGCAUUAUCCGAAACCCCUGGUUCUUGGUUGUCUGUGUUCACAGCUCUGCCCUUCACCACACCUGCUCCUGCCCCAGCACACAGGCCACCCCUUGUGACUGCAGGGGUUCCUCCAGGCGGCCCUCUGGUGCUGUCUGCCUUCCCCAGCACACCUCUGGUGGCAGGACAGGAUGGCCGCGGCCUGAGUGGGGCUGGGGCUUCCAACGUCUUUGUCCAGAUGAGGACAGAGGUGGGGCCUGUGAAGGCCCCUGAGGCACAGACCUUGGUCCUAACUCAGGCCCCCCUCAUCUGGCAGGCGCUCUGCAGAGGUGUCGCGUGUCCACCUCCCCUACUCCUGGCAGCUGCUCCUGUGGUGCCUGUUAUGGCUGCCCAGGUGGUUGGAGGCACCCAGGCCUGUGAGGGAGGCUGGUCCCAGGGCCUUCCUCUUCCACCACCACCACCACCACCGGCUGCCCAGUUGCUCCCCAUCGUGUCCCAAGGGAAUGCUGGGCCAUGGCCACAAGGGGCUGGUGGAGAGGGCAGCCUGGCUUCCUCCCAGGCCAAGGCCCAACCAGGUGACUCCUGUAACCCCAAGAGUGUCUAUGAGAACUUCCGACUCUGGCAGCACUACAAGCCCCUGUCCCGAAGGCACCUUCCCCAGAGUCCUGACACCGAAGCGCUUUCCUCCUUCCUCAUCCCAGUUCUCCGAUCCCUGGCCCGGUGGAAGCCCACCAUGACCCUGGAGGAGGGACUGUGGCGGGCCAUGGGGGAAUGGCAGCACACGAGCAACUUUGACCGGAUGAUCUUCUACAAGAUAGUGGAAAAGUUCCUGGAGUUUGAGGCUGAAGAGAUGCAGAUUCAGAAAUCGCAAUGGAUGAAGGGGACCCAGUGCCUGCCUCCUCCAGCCACACCGAGGCUUGAACCCCAAGGACCUCUGGCCCCUGAGGUGGUCAAGCAGCCAGUGUACCUUCCCAGCAAGGCCGGCCCCAAGGCCCCGACUGCCUGCCUGCCACCACCCAGACCCCAGAGGCCAGUGGAGACCAGCCGCCUGCCACCACCCAGGCCCCAGAGACCAGCAGAGACCGAGGUCCCUGAUGAGAUUCCCCCAGAACUGGUGCAGGAGCAUGUGGACAUCAUGGAGGAGCUGCUGGGGCCUCCCCUCGGGGCCACGGGGGAGCCUGAGAAACAAUGGGAAGAGGGCGAAGUGAAGCAGCCACAGGAAGAGGACUGGACGCCCCCAGACCAGGGCCUCCUGAGCUACAUUGACAAACUGUGUUCCCAGAAAGACUUUGCCACCAAGGUGGAGGCCGUCCUUCACCCCCGAUUCCUGGAAGAAUUGCUUUCCCCAGAUCCACAGAUGGAUUUCUUUGCCCUAAGCCAGGAGCUGGAGCAGGAGGAAGGACUCACCCUUGCCCAGCUAGUGGAGAAGCACCUCCUACCCUGGAAGGAGAAACAGCAUGUGAGGGCAGCCCCUGGUCAUGGCGUGGCCCGGUUGGACUCUAGUUCUUCCGAGUUUGCAGCUGGCCAAGGAGCAGAGAGAGACGUCCCUGACCCCCAACAAGGGGUUGGCAUGGAAACCUGCCCACCCCAGAUGGCUGCCUGGGACCCUCAGGGACGAGGCAGAGCACACACUGGCAUGGCCAGGUCCAAACACUCUGCUGUGCUUUUGGGGUGUCAGGAUCCCCCUGGGCUGAGGGCUGCCCGGCCAACCUCUCCUCCCCAGGACCACAGACCCACCUGCCCUGGCCUGGGUACCAAGGAUGCCUUGGAUCUGCCUGGAGGGUCUCCUGUCAGGGAGUCACAUGGGCUGGCUCAGGGGUCAAGUGAGGAGGAGGAGGAGCUUCCCAGCCUGGCCUUCCUCUUGGGUUCCCAGCACAAGCUGCUGCCCUGGUGGCUAUCCCAGAGCCCUGUCCCUGCCUCGGGCCUUCUCAGCCCAGAAAAGUGUGGACCCCAGGGAGCUCUUCAGCCCCCAUCUGCUAAGAGAAGAGACCUCAGCCUAGCACCAUCUCCUGCCACCAAGUCCAAGAAGCGACCUCUCUUGGGAAGCCCAUCCCCUGCUGAAGAGACACCCCACCCAGGGCCUGGGCUCAGGGUCUCUGGGGAGCAAUCCCUGGCUUGGGGGCUGGGUGGCCCCUCACGGUCUCAAAAGAGAAAAGGUGACCCCUUGGUCGCCAGGAAGGAGAAGAAGCAGCAUUGUGGCCCCCAGGAGCCCCUUCAGAUGCUCCAGGGACUGACAGAUGCUGAGGAAACCCUGAUCCCUCCCACCACCCACUCACAAGGCCCUGCCUGCUUUAGGGAGGCUUCUUGGGGCCUCCCAUCAUUAUCAGCAUCCCUGGAAAAUCCUGGGAUUGGAGACAGCUGGCUGGCUCUUGCUGUGCUCAGUGGAGGUGAGCAGAAGGCAGCCGCCUGCAACAUGGACAUGGGGAGACGAGGCUGCUCCUGCUUAACCCUCAUCAGGAAGAGCACGGGCACUGGGCUGAAGGGAGACGUUGAGAUGACCGUCCACACAAGUGUGUUUGGGAUACGACGAUGGGACCCCUGUGACUGCCAGGGCACUGGUCCCAGCACUGCCUGCAUGCAGAGCUGUGGUCAUGGCGCUGGGGGCUGGCCCAGCAGCAGAGGCUGGUGGGGCAAAGCUGUCCGAGAACACAGCAGUCAGCCGGACAGAUGCCCCUCUACCCCAUCCCUUCUGCUCGAUGUGGGCAGUGUCGGAGGCCUGCCGUCUUCUGUGGCCUUUGGGAAGGAGAGUUUAUCUUGGCAGGGCUUCCCCAGCUCAGUGGACAUCAGGCCCUCAGGGAAAAUGUGGGGAGUGAAGAGUCACUGCUACCAGGAUGGACUUGAUCCAAGUGGCUGCCCUUUGUAG
Nomascus leucogenys (northern white-cheeked gibbon) is the source of this 3240-nucleotide messenger RNA. Its product is annotated as NUT family member 2A-like. The record is from RefSeq and is a predicted model, not a curated record. NCBI's taxonomy places the organism in Eukaryota, Metazoa, Chordata, Mammalia, Primates, Hylobatidae.